Messenger RNA from Blumeria graminis f. sp. triticale, 762 nucleotides. The record is from the annotation of a GenBank genome assembly. NCBI's taxonomy places the organism in Eukaryota, Fungi, Ascomycota, Leotiomycetes, Helotiales, Erysiphaceae.
AUGUCUGGAAAAAUUGACCAGUCACUCGAUGAGAUAAUAUCAACGCAACGCCGAUCAUCCAACCGAGGAAGGGGUGGUCGUCGCAUCCGUCGCUCUACUCAUGUCGGUCGUGCCACGCCUGUCACACCGUCAGGUGGCGUGAAGAAGAUGACCAAAACUGUUAAGCAUACCGUCAAGACUGUACCUAUUGGACCAUCUGGCACACCAAGUAACGGAAAGAUAAUAGUAACUGGCCUUCCUCGAGAUGUCAACGAGGGUAUGAUUAAGGAAUACUUCAUGAAGCAGGUUGGACCCAUCAAGAGGGUAGAAAUAUCGUACGGUCCAGGAGGCGUCAGUCGUGGUGUCGCAAAUAUCACAUUCUCUCGAGCAGACAGUGCGAUCAAAGCAGUCGAAGAGUGCAAUAAUGUUGCUAUCGACGGCAGACCAAUCAAGAUCGAACUUAUCUUAGACGCUACCCGAGCAAAAGCGAUUCCACCUCCAAAAGGUCUCAGCGAGAGAGUCACCCAAAAGCCUCAACCUAAAUCUGCAGCUACUACUAAAUCUACAACUUCGACAGGUCCUCGUGGCAAGAAGCCCACCCGAAAUGGCCGUGUAGGGCGUAGUGCCCGAGCAACUAAGAAGACUGCCGAAGAACUCGACUCCGAAAUGGUUGAUUAUUGGCAAAACGGAAACGCAACCAUUGAAUCAAAUGGGACGGCUGCCCCGCCUACUAACGUUGAAGCAAACAUGGAUGAGGAUAUUCUAUGGGAUAAACGAUUUUAA